GGGGGUGGCUGGCGCGCCCGGCUGCCCUGCUCCGCGCCCAGCUUUCUCAGCCGGGAGCAGCCUGAACGCUGAGACACCCUGCUGACCACUCAAAGGGCUACAGCCACCUCCUUCCCCGACACCGAGGGUCCCCCCGGGGGCUUUCCCCAGAACCUCAGAAGCUGACACGCAGCCCCGUGGCUGCCAGUCUCUCUCUGCAGGCUGGAAGGGGUGGAGGAACAAGAGGGCAGUCACCUGUAGGUGGCAAUGCGGGAGGGGAGAGGGAGAGGAGAGGCUAAGGUGCUGAAACCGAGAAAGGCCGAGGACCGGCAGUGCCUGUCACUCUGGAGCCCCUGAGCCAGGCUGGCUGAGCCUGGGUGGGUCCUGUACCCUGGGGCUUCCCUGUCCUUACUCCCUUGGUGGGGUCCUGCCAGUAAUUCCUCUCUUCUAAGUCUGCCCCCACCCCACCGCCUCCAGGAGCCAACGACAACCUGUCUCCUUGGAUGCCCCUGCCCCCACCCAGCACCCCGAAUGCCUGGGGUUGGGAAAUGGGAGCACUUUUGCAUCACCUCUUCCAUUUAUCCCUCCCUCCCUCCCUGAUGCAGCUCACUCUCUGUUUCGACAGAGACUCUCAGACUCACAAUAACAGCUGAUUACCCUAUUGGUGGCUGGGCCCUGAGUCACUGCGGGGAGGGACCUCAGGUUGCCCAGCCCUGUCACCUUCUCCCAACCUAGAGUAUAAGGAGUAGUGACAGGGAGGUGGACUCUGAGAAGCCCGGGCAGUUGAGGACAGGAGAGAGAAGGCUGCAGACCCAGAGGGAGGGAGGACAGGUAGUCCGAAGGAGGAGGACAGAGGAGGGCACACAGACGCAGAGCAAGGGCAGCAAGGAGGAGACCCUGGUGGGAGGAAGACACUCUGGAGAGAGAGGGGGCUGGGCAGAGAUGAAGUUCCAGGGGUCCCUGGCCUGCCUCCUGCUGGCCCUCUGCCUGGGCAGUGGGGAGGCUGGCCCCCUGCAGAGCGGAGGGGAAAGCACUGGGACAAAUAUUGGGGAGGCCAUCGGACAUGGCAUGGGAGACGCCCUGAGCCAAGGGGUGGGAAAGGCCAUUGGCAAAGAGGCCGGAGGGGCAGCUGGCUCUAAAGUCAGUGAGGCCCUUGGCCAAGGGACCAGAGAAGCAGUUGGCACUGGAGUCAGGCAGGUUCCAGGCUUUGGCGCAGCAGAUGCUUUGGGCAACAAGGUCGGGGAAGCAGCCCAUGCUCUGGGAAACACUGGGCAUGAGAUUGGCAGACAGGCGGAAGACGUCAUUCGACACAGAGCAGAUGCUGUCCGCAGCUCCUGGCAGGGGGUGCCUGACCACAAUGGUGCUUGGGAAACUUCUGGAGGCCAUGGCAUCUUUGGCUCUCAAGGUGGCCUUGGAGGCCAGGGCCAGGGCAAUCCUGGAGGUCUGGGGACUCCGUGGGUCCAUGGAUACCCCGGAAACUCAGCAGGCAGUUUUGGAAUCAACCCUCAGGGAGCUCCCUGGGGUCAAGGAGGCAAUGGAGGGCCACCAAACUUUGGGACCAACAUUCAGGGAGCUGUGGCCCAGCCUGGCUAUGAUUCAGUGAGAGCCAGCAACCAGAAUGAAGGGUGCACUAACCCCCCACCAUCUGGCUCAGGCGGAGGCUCCAGCAACUCUGGGGGAGGCAGCGGCUCACAGUCGGGCAGCAGUGGCAGUGGCAGCAAUGGUGACCACAACAAUGGCAGCAGCAGUGGUGGCAGCAGCAGUGGCAACAGCAGUGGCAGCAGCAGUGGUGGCAGCAGUGGCAACAGCGGUGGCGGCAACAGCGGUGGCAACAGCAGUGGCAGCAGCAGUGGUGGCAGCAGUGGCAACAGUGGUGGCAGCAGCAACAAUGGUGGCAGCAGAGGUGACAGCGGCAGUGAGUCCUCCUGGGGAUCCAGCACCGGCUCCUCCUCCGGCAACCACGGUGGGAGCGGCGGAGGAAAUGGACAUAAACCCGGGUGUGAAAAGCCAGGGAAUGAAGCCCGCGGGAGCGGGGAAUCUGGGAUUCAGGGCUUCAGAGGACAGGGAGUUUCCAGCAACAUGAGGGAAAUAAGCAAAGAGGGCAAUCGCCUCCUUGGAGGCUCUGGAGACAAUUAUCGGGGGCAAGGGUCGAGCUGGGGCAGUGGAGGAGGUGACGCUGUUGGUGGAGUCAAUACUGUGAACUCUGAGACGUCUCCUGGGAUGUUUAACUUUGACACUUUCUGGAAGAAUUUUAAAUCCAAGCUGGGUUUCAUCAACUGGGAUGCCAUAAACAAGAACCAGGUCCCGCCCCCCAGCACCCGAGCCCUCCUCUACUUCAGCCGACUCUGGGAGGAUUUCAAACAGAACACUCCUUUCCUCAACUGGAAAGCAAUUAUUGAGGGUGCGGACGCAUCAUCACUGCAGAAACGUGCAGGCAGAGCCGAUCAGAACUACAAUUACAACCAGCAUGCGUAUCCCACUGCCUAUGGUGGGCAGUACUCAGUCAAGACCCCUGCAAAGGGGGGAGUCUCGCCUUCUUCCUCGGCUUCCCGGGUGCAACCUGGCCUGCUGCAGUGGGUGAAGUUUUGGUAGGUGGAGCAAAAGUGAGGGGCACCACAGGCGAACAGGCAAUUUCUUGCAACCACCACCGAGGCCCCGAAAAGCACUGGUCAUCAGGGAGCUCCUCCCCUUGGCCCCCAGCCUGUGCCAGCCCUGGCCCGGCUGCCACACCUCUGUUUCCUAGGCUGGGGACCCAGCUUGUCUCUCCUUGUUUCUUCCCACUGCACUGUGGUGCUUCAGUGACCACCAGCCUCGUCAGAUACACCAGCAUCUUUCUGUACCUCCUCCCUUUUGUGACCUGAAGUCACUGUGACAGUUCUCCAGGAAGGAGGAGCUUCCUACUUUUGAGUUUCUCUGUGGAAAUAAAACAUGAAUCUUGUUUCCCUA
Gorilla gorilla gorilla (western lowland gorilla) is the source of this 2925-nucleotide messenger RNA. It is a transcript of the gene DMKN, whose product is annotated as dermokine. The record is from RefSeq and is a predicted model, not a curated record. Gene Ontology annotation, biological process: cornified envelope assembly. The transcript has 20 exons. Lineage: Eukaryota; Metazoa; Chordata; Mammalia; Primates; Hominidae. Bases 922 to 2571 code for a protein of 549 amino acids.